Messenger RNA from Haplochromis burtoni (Burton's mouthbrooder), 765 nucleotides. RefSeq names its product interferon alpha-inducible protein 27-like protein 2A. The record is from RefSeq and is a predicted model, not a curated record. The transcript has 4 exons. The coding region runs from base 131 to 433 and encodes 100 amino acids. Gene Ontology annotation, cellular component: mitochondrion; membrane. Gene Ontology annotation, biological process: apoptotic signaling pathway. Lineage: Eukaryota; Metazoa; Chordata; Actinopteri; Cichliformes; Cichlidae.
AACGGAAAAGUUAAGUUUGUUUUUUCACUUCCGGUAUUUCCGGAAGUGUGCCCGUGACAGAGUCUGUCUAUCUGUCUGUUGAGACUGUCACUAUACGAUACGCAAACAUAGAAAGCGGAACUCUGUAAACAUGGGUUUUGGGACGAUCGCUGCUGUUGCAGGGGGAGCAGUCGGUGCAGUGGCCUUGGCUCCUGUUGCUCUGGGGGCCGUAGGUUUCACCUCAGCUGGAAUAGCUGCAGGCUCCUACGCUGCAAGCAUGAUGUCUGCUGCUGCGGUGGCUAAUGGAGGCGGAGUGCUAGCUGGAGGCAUGGUGGCUGUUUUACAGUCAGCAGGUGCAGCUGGGCUGUCGGGGGCUGCCACUGCAGCUGUGGGCGGUGUUGGAGCUGCUGCAGGAGCAGGACUGAAAUUGCUGGCAGGUGUCAUACGGAAAUAAAAAAUGUAAAUAAUCUCACAUGGCAAAUUCUAAUGAUAUUUUGUUGCCACUGCUCUUCCUACUAAUGAGCAUUGUUGUUGUGAUGUCAGAAAUAUGAGUGAUACAUUUUUUAACUGUUUCAGUGAAUGAGUGAAAGUGUUUCUGCAGUCAGUGUUUCUGUCACUGACCUCAUUUCAGUGCAUCAAAGAGUAAUUCCACAAAUUCAGUGUUGUAAAAAUUUCAGGAUUUAAUGAAAUUUUUUGGUCAUACCACGUUACUGAAGUGUUUAAACUAAAGAGUGUUCUAGUGUUUAUUCAUUCAAGGUUCAAAAUAAAGGAAGAUAUUAAACCAGA